Messenger RNA from Ectocarpus sp. CCAP 1310/34, 1312 nucleotides. The record is from the annotation of a GenBank genome assembly. Lineage: Eukaryota; Phaeophyceae; Ectocarpales; Ectocarpaceae.
CGCGCACCGCACACGGCACUCAGCACUUAACCCUGAGCAUUGCCUGCUCCACUGCUGGCCGCACGAAGCAGCAGUCAACCUAUUACACCAUCAUAUUGUCUUGUUCGUCCUCUUUCGAUGCAAGCUCUGCUGACACGAAGCACGGCGGCGUUGCUUAGAAGAAAUGGUGCGGCUCCUGGUGCAGCGGUGGCGUUAGCCCGGGGUGGGGACUGGCCGCAGCAGCAGCGGGGACUAGCUAGUGAGAGGAUGGUGUAUGGGAUUAAGAUCCCGGAAGGCGUGAAAGUCAGUGAUCCCGUGCGGCGGGUACUGAGUAUUGACAACAGCACCAUGCCACAAAAGAAGAAGCUGCUCAAGCGGCUAGAAUUGGAGAAAUGGCAGCGACAUGCCGGAGACACGGGCUCGCCGGAAUGCCAGAUUGCAGCGCUGACCGUGCGCAUCGACGCGCUACGCCCUCUCGUCAACUCUACCGCCCGGAUGGACUUCUCGUGCAAGCGCGGAUACGUCAAGCUGCUCGCCAGGCGGCGGAAGAUGCUGGCCUACCUCAAGCGCAAGGACUUCGAGAUUUACCGCAAGGUCGCGCUGGAAACCGGCCUUCGAUGAUGAUGAUGAUGAUGAUGGAAGAUGCUUGCUUCGUGAUUUGUUUUUUUUCAGGUGGAAGCGUGCUUCUUCAUCUUUCAACAACUACUGUUGUACAAGGCCCUCUCUGCGUGUGAUCGGCACGACGGUACUUUUGGAACGGGAUUGGAAGUCGAGCAAGCAAUGUAAGGAGUAGGGUCUGGAUGCUGCUCGAAGGAUUUCUAGGGUAAAGGGCCGGGCGGUGUGCAUCGGUUUCCAGGAAGGGAAUUGUAGAGCAAAAGGGUACUGUACGUGGGACAGGCCAGGUAAUUCAUUUCGUGGGCGGCGUCUCGUGAUGAUGAAAACAGUUUUCGAGUUGCACAUGGUGUUCGUUUGAUGUGCUACUGCCGUUGUGAAGCCGAUUACACGCUUGCGUGCCCCCGGCGCCGGUGUCCGCAGGCGUCGUCGGUCUCCUCUUGUCAUGACUACGCCUUCCUCAUCGUGGGGGUUAGAGGAGCCGUCUUCUGUUUUCAAGUCCCGAUUUUCAUGAUAACUGGAGUUUGCACCAGACACGCGUCUCCACUUUGGCACAACACCUCGACACCCCUGCAUGCACUAUGCCAGAGGUCGAGUAGAAACGGGGCAGUAUUGCGGGGGAAAAUUUAAAGAGUUGAAACCACGCGAAAGAUUGUUGAGCUUGGCGUCCGGCCGCUGUGGGCUACCCGAGUGCUGGUGUUGGUUGGGCACGAGUCGCUCC